This is a messenger RNA of Carcharodon carcharias (great white shark), 2330 nucleotides long. RefSeq names its product phospholipid scramblase 1-like. The transcript is spliced from 10 exons. Gene Ontology annotation, biological process: plasma membrane phospholipid scrambling. The record is from RefSeq and is a predicted model, not a curated record. Gene Ontology annotation, cellular component: plasma membrane. Gene Ontology annotation, molecular function: phospholipid scramblase activity. NCBI's taxonomy places the organism in Eukaryota, Metazoa, Chordata, Chondrichthyes, Lamniformes, Lamnidae. The coding region runs from base 529 to 1530 and encodes 333 amino acids.
UUUGGCUGCCGCUAGUAGUGCCAUUUAAUUGAAAAGAAACGUCAGACUUGAAAUUUGAUGUUCCGUGUGUUCUGUUGAAGGGUCAUUCGGACUCGAAAGGUUAACUGUGUUCCUCUCGGCAGAUGCUGCCAGACCUGCUGAGCUUUUCCAGGUAUUUUUGUUUUUGUUUUGAUGUUCCUGUUGGCUUCCUGAUCUGAUACUAUUGUCCUCUCCCCUGACAAUACCGCCAGCGUUUCACCAGGCGUGCUUGAAAGGACCGCCCAUACGAGUUUCUUCAGCAAAUAUUGCGAUAUGAUCUUGUGCCGCCGUCCCUAGUUUCACAGAAGGGUUCCGAAGCCGUUACAGGAGUGGCGGAUCGAGUGCCAGCAGACAGCCAAUUGAACGCUGUGGGCAGAGGGGCAAAGGAGCACUCUCCUUCCACUUUCUUCCUCUAGACACUGGCAACGCCCUUGGCACAGGUUCAUUGUAGAGUGACAAUAAUCUCCCACCAACCCGAGUUGAUCACCGUGAAAGAAAGUACGUUGAGUGAUGGCUGACCCAGAAACUGAUCCUCAGCCUUCUGAGACACAGCCGCCUGGAACCCAGCCCCCCGGUGCCCAUCCGCCUGGGACCCAACCUUUUGUUGCCUUCUCACCUGAUCUCUAUCCAUAUGGUGCCUAUCCUGCUGGUGCCUAUCCUGCUGGUGCCUAUCCUGCUGGUGCCUAUCCUGCUGGUGCCUACCCUCCGGGUGCCUACCCUCCUGGUGCCUAUCAUCCUGGUGCCUAUCCUCCUGGUGCACAGCCUCCUGUUGUCCAUCCGCCUGGAGCCUAUGGCAAUCAAGUUCCUCCAGGACAAAAAGGAGCUCUUCAGAUGAUGCCAUUACCAAGUGGUAUCCCAAAUUGCCCACCAGGCCUGGAGUAUCUUGCACAGAUCGACCAGCUCCUGGUUCACCAGCAGGUGGAGCUGUUGGAAGUCUUAACUGGAUUUGAGACCAACAACAAGUAUCAAAUUAAGAACAGCGUUGGCCAACUGGUCUACUUUGCUGCUGAAGAAAAUGACUUCUGUAAUCGGAAUUGCUGUGGGAACAUGCGUUCCUUUGACAUGAAGAUUAUUGACAACUUGGGGCAAGAAGUAAUGAGCUUGUACCGGCCCCUGAGGUGUGCUGGCUGCUGCUGUCCAUGCUGUUUGCAGGAGAUGGAAGUGAUGGCACCACCUGGUCAGCCAGUCGGAUAUGUCAUCCAAACAUGGGACCUAUGUCUGCCAAAAUUCACCAUUCAAAACGAGAAGAAAGAGCCUGUUUUGAAGAUUAUCGGCCCUUGUUGUGUCUGCAACUGUUGCAGCGAUAUUGACUUCAAGGUUACAAACCUUGAUGAAACUGAAACAGUUGGCAAAAUCACAAAGCAGUGGACUGGAUUUGUGAGAGAAGCUUUCACAGAUGCGGAUAACUUUGGGAUCCAGUUCCCCAUGGAUCUAGAUAUUAAGAUUAAAGCGGUUAUGCUGGGUGCCUGCUUUCUAAUUGAUUAUCUGUUCUUUGAGAAAAACAAUAACUGAACAAGGACCUGGCCAGGAUCUGAAACUAUCUCUGCUAAAUUGAACCAAAUUGCGAAGGUCAUCUUCACUCUUCCACCUUCACUAGAGAUAUGCUAAUAAUGGACAUGCUUUGUGGCUUUUAGAAUACCAAUUCUGAAAAAAUAUCAAAUUGUUAUUGACACAUUCAACUGAGUUCUGAACUUACUAGACUUUGCAAUGGUUGUGACAUCUCUGAUGCUGAAAACACCACUAAUUUUACAGAGAGUGCUAAUCUCUGGGAUAUAGGAUUUUAAGGAGCAAUAUUUCUGCUCACAGCACAAUCAAUUUUUCUGUCCAUUUAAUUUAAAUGGAUUUAACUUAACAAAGAUGGGUAGUCUGCAUUAUGGGUGCACUAUCCCCUGCGCACAUUUAUUCAGAUAUGUGCACCUAGCAGGUAUUGUUCUGAAAAAGGAGUGAGAGCUGAAAACCUGCCCUUGAAUUCUUCAGGCAGUGGAACAUUUGUUUAUAUGUGAACAAAAAUAUGACGCGUGGCACUAUUUUUCAUCACAGCUUUUCCAAGCAAAAGAAAAAGAUAUUACAGAGUACCAUUCGUAGGACCAAUUUGCAGUAGAAUGAAUAUUUUCUAAUUGUGUGAUUAAUUUUAGAAUACUGUAUAUUUUCAGAAAAUAAUGUAUCCACAGUCCACGAUCAGAUCUAUAAAAGUGGUUUAUUAACCUUCAGUUUAAUCCAAAUAUUUUAAUCGUCCUGACUGUUGAUACCAACUUUCUAUACUAACCAUAUUUCUCUAUAGCCUAGAAAUGUUAAUAAAUUAAUAAAUAUUG